GCCAUGGAGCUGGGCUCCAAUCUGCUCCGCCGACGCCACGGCGGCGGCGUCCGCGAGGGCGAGGGCGAGGGCGAGGGCGAGGCCGGCGGCGGCGGGGCCGGCAAUGCCAAGGAGGAGGCGGUCUCGGUGGAGCAAGCGUUCGCGGACAAGCCCGUGCCAUCGUGGCGGGAGCAGCUGACGGUGCGCGCCUUCGUGGUGGGGGCGCUCCUCUCCGUCCUGUUCAGCGUCAUCGUCAUGAAGCUCAACCUCACCACCGGCAUCAUCCCCUCGCUCAACGUCUCCGCCAGCCUCCUCAGCUACUUCCUCGUCCGCCUCUGGACCAAGGCCAUCGAGAGCAUGGGCCUGCUCAAGCAGCCCUUCACGCGACAGGAGAACACCGUCAUCCAGACCUGCGUCGUCUCCGCCUACGGCAUCGCCUUCAGCGGCGGGUUUGGCAGCUAUCUAUUUGGUAUGAGUGGAACUAUUGCUAAACAAGCAACAGAGGCCAAUGAUGCUCAGAAUAUCAAGGACCCUCACCUAGGAUGGAUGAUAGGGUUUAUGUUCCUCGUCAGUUUUGUUGGCCUUUUCGCUCUGGUUCCUCUGAGAAAGAUUAUGAUUGUGGAUUACAAGCUGACUUACCCUAGUGGAACUGCGACCGCAUACCUCAUCAAUGGAUUUCACACGCCCGAGGGUGCCGAGCUUGCAAAGAAGCAAGUUCGGACGUUGGGCAAGUACUUCUCACUUAGUUUCCUUUGGGCCUUCUUCCAGUGGUUCUAUACAGCUGGGGACGACUGCGGAUUCAGCUCCUUCCCAACACUCGGCCUUGAAGCUUACAAAAACAAGUUCUAUUUUGAUUUCUCAGCUACUUAUGUUGGUGUUGGAAUGAUAUGCCCGUAUAUCGUAAAUGUGUCUCUUCUUCUUGGAGGCAUUAUCUCGUGGGGAGUAAUGUGGCCACUGAUCAGCACAAAAAAAGGAAGCUGGUACUCUGACUCUCUUCCAGAUAGUAGUCUACAUGGACUAAAUGGUUAUAAGGUGUUUAUAACCAUAGCAGUAAUUCUUGGGGAUGGCCUGUACAACUUCUUGAAGGUAUUUAUCCGCUCAAUAUGUGCACUCAUAUCAGUGUACAGGAAUAGAAAUGCAAACACGCUUCCUGUGUCCGAGGAUGGCACCCCUGUCACUCCCAUUGAAGCUGAGUCAUUUGAUGACAAGCGUCGUGUUGAGCUAUUCUUGAAGGAUCAAAUUCCCAAGACAGUUGCAUUUGGAGGCUAUGUUGCUCUGGCAGCUAUAACCAUCGGUUGCCUCCCUCUCAUCAUCCCACAGCUCAAGUGGUACCAUAUUUUGGCUGCAUACAUCCUUGCUCCUAUACUGGCCUUCUGCAAUGCCUAUGGAUGUGGCCUAACUGAUUGGUCCCUCGCCAGCACCUAUGGUAAGCUUGCUAUUUUUAUCAUUGGUGCAUGGGCAGGUGCAUCCCAUGGUGGGGUGCUUGUAGGAUUAGCUGCAUGCGGUGUCAUGAUGAGCAUUGUGGGAACAGCCUCUGAUCUGAUGCAAGACUUCAAGACUGGGUACCUGACUCUGGCCUCGCCAAGGUCCAUGUUCAUCAGCCAGGUGAUAGGCACUGCCAUGGGCUGUGUUAUUGCGCCCUGUGUCUUCUGGCUGUUUUACAAGUCCUUCGACAUUGGUGCUAGUGGUGGCGCUUAUCCAGCACCUUACACCAUUAUGUACCGCAAUAUGGCGAUCCUUGGCGUGGAUGGCCUGUCCUUGCUUCCAAAGAACUGCCUCACACUGUGCUACAUUUUCUUUGCUGUUUCCUUUGCCAUCAAUUUGAUCAAGGAUCAAGUGCCCGCGAAGGUUGCGAAGUUCAUCCCCAUCCCCAUGGCAGCAGCAAUUCCUUUCUACCUUGGGCCAUACUUCGCGAUUGAUAUGUUCUUGGGCAGUGUGAUACUCUUCUUUUGGGAAUGGAAGAACAAAGCUGAAGCAGAUUCGUUCGGACCAGCAGUUGCGUCGGGCUUGAUGUGCGGUGAUGGGCUGUGGGCACUGCCCCAGGCUGUUCUGUCUCUUGCCAAUGUGAAUCCUCCUAUUUGCAUGAAGUUCUUGUCAAGGUCGGUGAAUACUAAAGUGGACUCCUUCCUUGGGAACUAGCUAGUGAUAGUUUGAUCGAGUAGAAUUAUCUUUGUCUCGUAGUUGAAGUGGUUAAAUAAUUCUAGUCAUGUAAAUUUAUUAGUAUCAUUGCGCAAUUUUCGUAUUUGUUUUAGUAGUCAAGCACAAUUGGAGAAGCUGUCUGAAUUGUUUAGUGCUGCAGUUGACUGGUUGCUCUCUCU
Panicum hallii is the source of this 2297-nucleotide messenger RNA. Its product is annotated as probable metal-nicotianamine transporter YSL11. NCBI's taxonomy places the organism in Eukaryota, Viridiplantae, Streptophyta, Magnoliopsida, Poales, Poaceae. The record is from RefSeq and is a predicted model, not a curated record. Gene Ontology annotation, cellular component: membrane. Bases 4 to 2118 code for a protein of 704 amino acids. The transcript has 6 exons. Gene Ontology annotation, molecular function: oligopeptide transmembrane transporter activity.